AUGUCGUCUCCAGUGUCCAUUGUCUGCGUGGGCAUGGCAGGUUCGGGUAAGACGACCUUCAUGCAACGAAUCAACUCUCAUCUGCAUUCGAAUCAAAAAGUGCCUUAUGUGAUGAACCUUGACCCCGCGGUGCACUCGGUGCCAUUUGACAGCAACAUCGAUAUCCGGGAUUCGAUCAACUACAAGGAAGUCAUGAAACAAUACAACCUCGGUCCUAACGGUGGAAUCUUGACAUCACUCAACCUGUUCGCUACUAAGGUCGACCAAAUCAUUUCUCUACUGGAAAAGCGCACUGCUCCCAACCCAGAGAACCCCACCGCUAAGAAGAUUGAACAUAUUCUGGUCGAUACACCCGGACAGAUUGAGGUCUUCGUGUGGAGUGCUUCUGGUAGCAUCCUUCUGGAGACCCUUGCCUCCUCCUUCCCUACCGUGAUCGCAUACGUUAUCGAUACUCCUCGUGCUAGCUCGACCAGCACAUUUAUGAGCAACAUGCUCUACGCCUGCAGUAUUCUCUACAAAACUAAGCUUCCAAUGAUCUUGGUCUUCAACAAGACUGACGUUCAGGACGCCGAGUUUGCAAAGGAGUGGAUGACUGAUUUCGAUAAAUUCCAAGAAUCUCUACGAAAAGAGGAAGAAGCGGGUGCCUUUGGAUCCGAAGGUAGCGUCGCCGGUUUCGGAGGUGGAAGUGGAUACAUGGGAUCACUGCUGAACAGCAUGAGUUUGAUGCUGGAGGAGUUCUACCGACACCUGAGCGUGGUUGGAGUGAGCUCUAUGACCGGUGAUGGAGUUGACGAGUUCUUUGAAGCGGUGGAAACCAAGCGACAGGAAUUCGAGCGCGACUACAAGCCCGAGCUUGAGCGCAAGAAGAAGGAGCGAGAGGAAGAUAAGGAGUCUCGACGGGAAGUCGAACUUGGCAAGUUGAUGCAAGAUAUGAAUGUCUCCGGGUCAAGCCGCGCAAAGGGCAAGAGUGCCGAGUCUGGGCCGGAAACCGUCAGUGAGGCGGAAGAUGAAGAGGACGAUAUCAUCAAGCGUGGACUUGCAGAUGGCGAGGAUGACAGUGAAGAAGAAUAUGUCGGGCCUCAUGAUGGCGACGAUGAAAGUCUGUCCCAACGUUAUCAGCAGGCUUUAUCAGGCUCUAAGAGCGCUCCUUCCGAUGCGGAUAACAGCUUCGCCAGAUACCUGCGCGCCAGCCAAAUCAAUCAAUAA
Penicillium malachiteum is the source of this 1206-nucleotide messenger RNA. Its product is annotated as putative ATP binding protein. Bases 1 to 1206 code for a protein of 401 amino acids. The transcript has 2 exons. Lineage: Eukaryota; Fungi; Ascomycota; Eurotiomycetes; Eurotiales; Aspergillaceae. Gene Ontology annotation, molecular function: GTPase activity. The record is from RefSeq and is a predicted model, not a curated record.